This is a messenger RNA of Drosophila arizonae, 2244 nucleotides long. RefSeq lists its product as uncharacterized. The record is from RefSeq and is a predicted model, not a curated record. NCBI's taxonomy places the organism in Eukaryota, Metazoa, Arthropoda, Insecta, Diptera, Drosophilidae.
AGCUGCGCUCAGUUCGGUUCGAUCAUUCGUCGCAACAAGUCUAGUAAAGUCAGCGCGCUUCACACACAGCGCAGUCGAGAGUCGAGGGUGGCGCAGUGCAUGGCCCAGUCUCCGUCUCCGUCUUCGUAUACGUUUUCGUCUUCGUCUUUCUCUAACCAACUGUAAAAAGGGCGCGCGAGUGCAUUUAACUCAGAGCAUAAAUUUACAAAAAGUAAUUGUCGCUAAUUUUUUAGGUGACACUCGCGUCUCGCGCUAAUUUAUAUGUAUGUGUAGAAUUGUAUGUCAUUUCGAACGUAUUAUGAUAUAUUAUGCAAUUGGUCUUUGCUAAGUGAAGAGUCAAAUUGUGAGUGUGUUUCUGUAAUGCGCCGAAGAAACGAAAAGAGCGAAAACCAAGGAAAAGUGAAGCCAUCCAACCACAAUUGGCACGGCACUAAAAAGCCGUUUUAAAGCAAAAACAAAUAUAAAAGAGCAAUAAAUACAAUAACAACAAAUACAAACAAAAAGUGUAGCUGAAUUUUAGACAUGUCGCAGAUAAAAAUGGCGGCUGCAGCGACUGCGUCUCGGUCUGGGUCCAUGGCGAACAUUUGCGUCAGCUGCGCACGCCAGCGUCAAAGUCGACGCUGCGUCGGCGCCGGCGCAGCUGGAGCAACCGGCUGCAAUGCUAUAAUGCAAAUUUAUAGCGCUUGGGCGCUGCUCACGCUGCUGGCGGCCAGUGCUGCCUAUGUGCAGAGCGCAGCCGUUUCCUUUGGUGAUCUGCUGUCGCAUCCCACCUUUAAGCCGCUGUGUAGCGUUCAGCACGAGCAUUUCAUCGAGAGCGAUGGCAAAGAAUCUAGUCUGAUUAUUGAACUGAAGCCGGGCAGCUAUGGCGCCCAGCACAAGUCCUGCUCCCGCAUACUGAGCGCCCCGCCCAGCUAUGGAUUCAUUGUGCGCCUCAUUCUGCCCAAGCUGCGCCACACCCAGCGCACCGACAAUGCCAGCAACAAUCCCUCGGCUGCCGCCAAUUCCAACAUUAUGCCCGCUUUGGUCAGCGCUAACAAACAGUCGCAGUUGCUGCUAAAUGCGACUGCAGCAGCAGCAGCAGCGUCAAAUGCUGCCUCCCCCUCUGCCAUUGUUGUGGGACGCACCUGUCCACUAAAUAUUUUCAGCUCGCUGGAUCCGCAUACGGCGCAAUGGCGCGUGGAUCCCUGUCAGCUGGAAGAUACCGCCUCCGAAAUGGAGGAUCCGGUACGUUUGUUCCACGGCCGUGUGAGAAUCGUGUGGGAGCACGGAAUGCAUUCACUCAAGUCCAAGCUGAUGGUCACGGUGCUGGGCAAGGGCGAGCAGUGCAAGGAUGCGAGCAAGCAUCAGUGCCUGAAGAUUGGUGACGAGCCCAUUUUGUGCAUCUCCAAGGAGCUGGCGUGCGAUGGCAUACGCCAUUGUCCGUACAGCAAUGAGUACGACAGCGACGAGGACUACGAGCUGUGCUAUAAGCAGCGUCGUCCUGGCGCCGGCACGCUGCCCUCUGCGCUGGAGUCCGAUCUGUUUGAGCAGUUCGCCUUGGAGGUGUUUCGCAAUCUGUUUGCCUACGAUGCGCCCACAUCGCCGGAGGAUAUGCCGCCGCGCAAUGGCAGCGCCGGCGAAACGGAAGCAGCAGCAUCAGCGGGAGGAGCAACAGCAGCAGCUGGCGUCAAUAGCAAUUCGACAACGCAGUUGCGUAAAGUGCACACCAAAGACAUGAAGAAGCCGGACCCAGGCUCGCCCAAUGCCAUCGGCACUCAGUUCGCCACCGAGCUGGAUGGCAAGGCGCAGGAUAAUGACACCAUGGAGAACGGCAUUGUGAAUGGCAGCGGUGCUGGCAGCGGCUUCACCCGGCGCAACUCCACCCGCAGCGGACUCCACUCGGACCUGUCCAAGUACGGGCCGUGGGGCUAUCUAAUGCUCGGCAUGCUGCUCUGCGGCGGCGCGCUGCUCAUCUGCGGCCUCUGGGCUUCCGCAUCGCAGCACGCUGUCAACAAUGAGCGCGAGGCAGCGCUGGCCGCAGCCAAUGGCGCUGGCAUGGAUCCAAGCAGCGCCACAUCGCCGCCCAACUACGAGGAGCUGGAUCCGCCACCGGCAUAUUCCGUGCUCUUUCCCAAUCAGAAGGCCGCCAGCAGCAAUACGCUUAAUGCGCUCGAUGGUGCGGUCGCUAGCACAACAGCGGCAGCAGCAGCAGCAGCAGCAGCGGCAGCGGCAGCAGCUGCAACAGCAGCAAUAACAGCAACAACA